AUGCCGCUGGUCAAGACGUCAAGCACCAGCAUGCCGCUGGUACACCCGUUGAAGUCAAAUCCACUCUUGUCCCCGCCGCCUCCACGACGGCCGUCCAGAGCGCAUUCUGAGCACAAUAAUCUGCUCGCCCACGUCUUGCACCAACACAUGAUGGCUUCGUCCAGCCUGCCAGACUCGUCUGCCAUUGUCGACGACUCUGACGCGACCCCGACUCAGGCCCAUGACAACGCUGAGCCCAAUCUGAACCUCGCCGUCCCUUGCCAAGACAACAACGACGACUCGAACCGUCCUUCGUUUUCGCUCUACCAAUUGGGCUCUGCCUUGUACGGCCGUGCCAGGGGUGCCCCUACCUCGACCACCACAUCACCGAGAGCCAGCGUCUUUGCUUCCUUCCCUCGCCAACCUCCUCCAAGCUCAAAUGCCAAUCCUCGUGGCAGAACUCCCCAAUCCCGAAGAGUCAGCAGUAGCACAGUCAACAGCGCAAGUCCCAGCACAGAACGUCCCGAACAAGACAAGCCUGUCCCCAUCGGCAAGAUUGGUAUCUGCGCCCUCGACAGCAAGGCCAGGAGCAAGCCCAGUCGCAACAUCCUCAACAGACUCAUCAAGGAGGGCGAGUUUGAGGUCAUUGUCUUUGGCGACAAGGUCAUUCUGGACGAAGAUGUCGAGAACUGGCCCGCCAUAGCAUACGCCAAGCUGCGCAAACCAUUCUGUGUCAACGACCUGCCCAUGCAGACCAUCCUGUGGGACCGCCGUAUCUGCCUACAGAUCCUCACAAAGCUCAACGUCCCCACCCCCGAUCGUGUCGAAGUCAACCGUGAUGGAGGUCCCAAGGUCCAGUCCGCCGACAUUGCCCAGAGAUGUUUUGAAAAAACCGGCCUUCGUUUUCCAGUAUUGGGCAGCCAGCCCGAGACCGAAGCACAACAAACAGCAGAUCCUGUAGUCGAAUUGCUGGACGACGGCGACACCAUCUCUGUCGACGGCAAGACUCUGACCAAGCCCUUUGUCGAGAAGCCCACGGACGGAGAAGAUCAUAACAUCCACAUCUACUACCCUAAGAGUCAAGGUGGAGGUGGCAGAAGACUGUUCCGCAAGGUCAACAACAAGAGUUCGGAAAAGGACGAGACUUUGACCGUGCCCAGAUCCAUCUCGGAGCCUGGAAGCAGCUACAUCUACGAGCAGUUCCUUAAGGUGGAGAAUGCAGAAGAUGUCAAGGCUUACACUGUCGGUCUCGACUACUGCCAUGCCGAAACCAGAAAGUCUCCCGUCGUUGACGGCGUGGUCAAGCGCAACCCCAACGGCAAGGAAGUCCGCUACGUGACUAGCCUCAACAAGGAGGAAGCUGGCAUGGCUUCGAGAAUCGCUGAUGGCUUUGGACAGCGCGUCUGUGGUUUUGACUUGCUGCGUGUCGGUGACAAGAGCUACGUUAUCGACGUCAACGGCUGGAGUUUUGUCAAAGACAACAAUGACUACUACGACAAGUGCGCCAAUAUCCUCAAGAGCAUGUUCAUUCGCGAGAAGGUCAGGCUCGAGAACAAGCAGCAGCAACAGGCACAACAACAGCAACAGCAACUCACCUCUGCGCCUUCGUCUGCGGGUGAAGACAACUACGAAAGAGAAGCUCCCGGUACUCACCGCAAGGCUACUGUCUCCAACCACCGCAGUCAUCUCAAGUCAGUCUUCCGCUCUGCAAGCGCAAACAGACUGCGGGACUUGGCCAACAAGAAGCCUGGCUCACCCGAGCUGUCUCAACUGCCUUCUCCCAUCACCUCCCCACCAAGCUUCGGAAAUCUCCCUCCGCCUCGCAGCCCUGGCAUCCCUCAGGACAGUCAACUUCCACCACCCGCGAUGCCUGACGAGAAUCACCAAUACCAAACUCUGCAAGAGUCCAUCCACGAAGCCGAAGAACAUGCUGAGCAUGUGCCUGCGCCUGCUUCCAAGUCGCAAUGGAAGCUCAAGGGUAUGGUUGCCGUCAUCCGUCACGCCGAUCGUACCCCCAAGCAAAAGUUCAAGUUCACCUUCCACACCAAGCCUUUCGUCGAUCUGCUCAAGGGCCACCGCGAGGAAGUUUUGUUGGUUGGUGAGGCCGCUUUGAAGAGUGUGCAAGAAGCCGUACAGCAGGCCCUGCUCGAGGGCGAAGAAGACCAAACCAAGCUUCGUACCUUGUCUAAUGCUCUGGACAAGAAGGGCAGCUGGCCGGGUACAAAGGUCCAGAUCAAACCCAUGUUCCGCAAGAGGAGACAAGAAGAGUUGCCUGCCGAACUCCAGGACAAGGUCACUGUCGAUGAGCACGGUAACGCCAAGCCCAAGCCAACCCCCCUUCAGGGCGAUGAAGCCAAUCACUCACGGGGAGACUCCAUGGCAGACGUGACUCUUUCCAGAAUCUCUGCUGCUGAGAACAAUCUUGUGCUUGACAAGUUGCAGCUUGUUAUGAAGUGGGGUGGUGAGCCUACUCACUCUGCUCGCUACCAGGCUCAAGACCUCGGUGAAAACAUGCGCAAUGACUUGCUCCUCAUGAACAAGGAUGCCCUACGCGAUGUUCGUGUCUUCUCAUCCUCCGAGCGUCGUGUGUCCACCAGUGCUCAAAUCUUCACUGCUUCUUUCUUGGACCAGAAGGAGCUCGACCCUGACUUUAUCUCAGUUCGCAAGGAUUUGCUCGAUGACUCGAACGCAGCCAAGGAUGAGAUGGACAAGGUUAAGAAGAAGCUGAAGGGUCUUCUCCGCCAGGGCAAACAAGCACCCGAACAAUUCGCAUGGCCGAAGGACGGUACUCCCGAACCGUACCUGGUCGUUCGCAGUGUCGUUGAAUUGAUGAAAUUCCACCGUCGUGUCAUGCUACAAAACUUCAGCAAACUCCGGCCUGAAGGUGCGGGAGGAGCCACCAUCAAGAGUCCUCCUAGCAAUGCUUCUUCGGCCAGUCUUGCAGACAGCAUCCCAGAGAGUGUUGACCCCAAGCAGAUCCAAUCUAGAUGGUGCUGCGGUGAAGACGCCUCAUUGUUCAAGGAACGCUGGGAGAAGCUCUUCAAGGAAUUUACCGAUGCCGAAAAGGUCGACCCUAGUAAGAUUAGUGAGCUUUACGACACGAUGAAGUUUGAUGCUCUGCACAACCGACAAUUCCUUGAAUGGGUGUUCACUCCCAGCAGCGACAUGGUUGACGACGAUCAGGAACGCCCGGAUACUAUGAAGCGUACUGCCUCUGCGGACAUGAGAGAAGAAUUCGGUCAGACCCAUGAAGGCCUUGCGCCCACGAAGGAGCAGUCUGCUGGUGAAAAGGAUGCUCAAUCUACCAAGCAGCAAGGAGAGAAGGACAAGGGUGAUGACAAGGAUAAGCUGUCUCACAUGGCAAGCCUGAGAAGACGUUCAGAGAAUGCUUCUACCACUUUCAAGAAUGCGCAGGCAACUUUGGCUAAUCGUGUCUCUGGUCACCCUGAAUCAUACUUCGCGCUCUUCACUGGCAACAAAGAUCUUCCCGAAUCCAAGGCAAAGAUCGACGCCCGUCUGGAAAAGCUGAGAGAGCUGUAUCGUUUCUCAAAGGUUCUGUUCGAUUACAUUGGUCCUCAGGAGUAUGGUAUGCUCGAGAGCGAGAAGCUGGAGAUUGGACUCUUGACAAGUUUGCCGUUGUUGAAGGAGAUUGUAACGGAUCUGGAAGAAGCAUCUGAAGACGCCAAGUCUUUCAUCUACUUCACCAAGGAAUCACACAUCUACACUCUGCUGAACUCCAUCAUCGAGGGUGGUGUUCAGACAAAGAUUGCCCGCAACGCCAUCCCCGAACUCGACUACCUCUCUCAAAUAUGUUUCGAGCUCUACGAGUCACAGAACGAAGCUACCACCGACGACCCUGAAGGUAGCUGCUUCAACUACAGCAUCCGUAUCACUCUUUCCCCUGGUUGCCACGCUUUCGACCCCCUGGAUGUCCAACUGGACAGUAAGCACUGUAUCGGUUGCAGCACUCGAAGAAGCUUGACCCCUCACGUGGAGUGGAAGGAGGUGCUCGAGACGCUGAGGGCCAAGUUCCAUACUGUCAAGCUACCCAAGAGUUUCUUGGCUGUGAACUUGAGUGAGAAGGUCCCUCAGGCAUUUGCGCCGCAAGUCAAGGAGGAGGAAGGUUCUGCUGGCGAGGUGGAGCCCAAGGUUGUGGGCGUGGAGGCUAGUCCCAUUGCUCCUGCUCACCAGCCUUGA
This is a messenger RNA of Aureobasidium uvarum, 4176 nucleotides long. The record is from the annotation of a GenBank genome assembly. NCBI's taxonomy places the organism in Eukaryota, Fungi, Ascomycota, Dothideomycetes, Dothideales, Saccotheciaceae.